Messenger RNA from Phalacrocorax carbo (great cormorant), 906 nucleotides. The record is from RefSeq and is a predicted model, not a curated record. NCBI's taxonomy places the organism in Eukaryota, Metazoa, Chordata, Aves, Suliformes, Phalacrocoracidae.
AUGGCUUCUCACUACGGCACGUUGCGCGUCGUGGGCGGCACAGAUGCCCAGCCAGGGGCCUGGCCCUGGAUCGUCAGCAUCCAGGAUCCUGGGAAAACAGGCACGGGGCAUAUAUGCGGAGGGUCCCUCAUCAGCCCACAGUGGGUCCUCACAGCAGCCCACUGCUUCAUCAAGGCUAGGCACAUCACCAUGUGGCGCGUGGUGAUCGGGGCCACUCGGUUGACUCAGCUGGGCCCCGAGGCCCAAGUGCGCAAUAUUAAGCGGCUCCUGGCUCACGAACACUACACUAGUAUCUCGGAGAGGAACGACAUUGCGUUGCUGGAAUUGGACCAGCCUGUCCAGUGCAGCUCCUACAUACAGCUUGCCUGCGUGCCUGACGCCUCGCUGAGAGUGUCAGAGAUGACAGCCUGCUACAUCAGUGGUUGGGGUUCCACGACUGCAAGAUCUGGAGGCUCGACUGAUGUCCUGCAGGAGGCCAAGGUCCGCCUCAUUGACGUCAACCUCUGCAACAGCAGCUGGUGGUACAGAGGGGCCAUCCACAGCCACAACUUGUGUGCCGGCUAUGCGCAGGGCGGCAUCGACACCUGCCAGGGUGACAGCGGUGGUCCUCUCGUCUGCAAAGACAACAACGCGGACUACUUCUGGCUUGUCGGAGUGACGAGCUGGGGGAAAGGCUGUGCCAGAGCAAAACAGCCCGGAGUCUACACCUCCACUCAGCACUUUUACGACUGGAUCUCGGUGCAGAUGGGCCUGCGCCCAGCAGUAACGGCUACUCCAGCGCCACGGCCAGGCUUCACCUCAACCCCCUUUCAGAGGCCGAGGCCAACACCAACGCAACCGGGCAGGACACUUUUUCUGUUCCUUGCCUUCCUGGAGAUCGCCAUCUUCAUCCUAGUCCUGCUCUAG